CUGAUUCAGCAAACACAGAGAGCUAGUGAUCCAAGAGACCCGGUACCCGGACCCUGCUAGACCGUCUGGCUAGUGAUGGCAAGGACAUGUACCACCUCUUUCCUCUACCUAGUGUUGGUGCUGCUACCUCAGAUGCUGUGGCUCCAUCACAGCAACCAUGGCUUGGUUGUGUGUGAGGCUUGUGGAUCAGUGAUGGAGGCAGCACUCAACAACAGAGCUAAAGCCCCUCCUCCCAGUCAUGUCAGUGACCAGUGUACUAGUGAACUACCCUGUAGUGAUGAUGCUGCAUAUCAAGAACUGAGUGAGGAGGAGUCAGACUAUACAAGAAUGAACGACACACACUACCCUAGCCUGUGCUCUUGUUCAGUGGCUGGGGCUGAGGGUAAAGUGUCUGAUGUGUAUAGUGAUGCUCCUAAUGGUGGAUGGAGCUCUCCUGGUGGCUACCCUGAUCUCUCUGGCCCCUGUACCAUAAGGAGAGUGGAGGCCUCUAGUCUAACACAGAGGGACUUUGAGUGGAGGUUUGCAUACACUGAGCCAGUGAUCAUAACAGGUCUACCAGGGCAGUCAGAUUUCAGAGCAGGUUGUUCCAAGUACAGACUUCUGAAGGAGUUUGGACAUGACAUCAUUACCGUGGCUACAGCCAACACCCACUCGUAUCGUAAAGAGAAAGUUUCCCUCUGUGAUUACGUGGAAACAAUGAUGGCUGCACAGACACUCACAACUCUCGGGAAUGAGACACUGUAUUAUUUUGGAGACAACAAUAGGGAAGAUUGGAGUUCUCUCUUCUCUCUUUAUACCCUCCCUCCAUACCAUGUACCUGAUACUACACCUGUCCUCAGCUUUGGUCUGGCAGGUCCUGGUUCUGGUGUGCCCUUCCAUAUUCAUGGGCCCACAUUUGCAGAGACUGUGUAUGGCAGAAAGCGCUGGUUCCUCUACCCGCCCCCUCACAGCCCACACUUUGACCCUGAUCAGACCACCCUCCACUGGCUCAAGCACACCUACCCUCAACUGGUUGCUAUGGAUACAGAGAGACCCCUAGAAUGCACCCUACAACCUGGAGAGGUGAUCUACUUCCCUGACAAGUGGUGGCACGCUACACUCAACCUGGACACAGCUGUGUUUAUGUCAACCUUCUACUCAUGACAACAAUUACAACUGAUAUAUAAUUAUAUAUAACUCAUUCUGUUGACAUUCAACAUCACGUGCACAAAUAUUAUAAUUGCUCUGUUAAAAGAGUUUAUUGUUCAUGAACUUGCUUGAACUGA
Molecule: messenger RNA, 1265 nt
Organism: Halichondria panicea
Lineage: Eukaryota; Metazoa; Porifera; Demospongiae; Suberitida; Halichondriidae
Product: jmjC domain-containing protein 8-like
Exons: 10
Coding region: 76-1143 (355 amino acids)
Cellular component (GO): cytoplasm
Source: RefSeq, a predicted model, not a curated record